Molecule: messenger RNA, 861 nt
Organism: Lactuca sativa (garden lettuce)
Lineage: Eukaryota; Viridiplantae; Streptophyta; Magnoliopsida; Asterales; Asteraceae
Source: RefSeq, a predicted model, not a curated record
AUGGCAACAGCAGCCGAAGCCUUUAAAAUGGGCUUAAAGAAGGAUUCUCCCUUUUAUGAAGAUCUCGUAAUGACUCAAUGCAAGAGGAUGGAUGAAGUCAGAAGCAGAGCAUUGAGGUUCAUCAGGCUCGAAGAAGAGAAGGAAAUCCAAAAGAGGAGCAACCCGCCAAGCUCUUAUGAUCACCUCAAUAGGAAGGCCGAUUCCUUGGCCCAAAGAUCCUAUAAAUCAAAACCUUAUUCCAAACCUGAUCAUCACAGGGAUCUUGGAAACAAAGCAAGAUGGACAAGAAAAGGAGAAAAAUCCACAACUUGGAAAGACAAGUCCAGAUGGUGUGCAUACCAUGAAGACUUUGGUCACGUUACAGAAGAUUGCAUAGCCCUCAGAAAGGAAAUCAACUAUCUCCUGGCAAAGAGUCACGCCAAGGUGUCCAAAACGGAGAAGGGAAAAGGACCACAGAAGAACACAUCGAUCACAAACAAAAAGGAGAUCACAUUCGACGAAGCGGAUAGACAAGACAUACAGGAUCCUCACCAUGACGGAUUAGUGAUUACUCUCUACAUCACCAACCAUUUCGUUAGAAGGAUCCUUGUUGAUGCAGGAUCUUCAUUCAACAUCAUACUCCUGGAUGCAUUGAAGAGAAUGAACAUCCCGGAGUUUGAGAAAGUUGCAAGAUCCUCCGUGUUGAUUGGAUUCAGCGGUAGACCAUGGAUCCACAAAAUGAAGGUCGUCCCUUCGACAUAUCAUCAAUACAUAAAGAUGCCAACCCCAUGCGGGAUAGUGAAGAUCAUAGGGGACCAACAAGAAUCCAAGGAAUGCUACACGACUUUGAUGAAAUCCUCAACGGUGCCACAACAAGCAUAA